Molecule: messenger RNA, 1399 nt
Organism: Tripterygium wilfordii
Lineage: Eukaryota; Viridiplantae; Streptophyta; Magnoliopsida; Celastrales; Celastraceae
Product: plant cysteine oxidase 2-like
Exons: 6
Coding region: 170-1054 (294 amino acids)
Molecular function (GO): oxidoreductase activity, acting on single donors with incorporation of molecular oxygen, incorporation of two atoms of oxygen
Source: RefSeq, a predicted model, not a curated record
UCAACCCUUGACAACCUUUUUAUACCCCCAACCACCAUCGCGGCAGAACUAUUACAGAGAUGCUUGUUUUCACAUCUCUGUAUUCCUUUUACCACUCUUUCUGUUCAAACAACCCCAAUUCCUAAAGAGGAGUUUUUUAGGUUAUUGGUUUGUGGAAUUCAGAGGCUGAAUGGGACUUGAGACGAAAAGUAAUAAGAGGAACAAGGAGCAUUGCCAAUUGACUAAGGAUAAAGAAACCAAUCCGAAUCCGCUCACCAACACUACUGCCACCAUUUCUGCGAAUAGCAGCCCGAGGAAGAGUCGGCGACGCAACCGUAGGCUGUCCAUGACGCCUGUUCAAAGGCUGUUUGAGACGUGCAAGGGAGUGUUCUCCUCUGGUGGACCUGGCAUUGUUCCUUCUCCAGAGAAUAUCGAAAAGCUACAGGCGGUUUUGGAUGACUUUAAGCCCGGAGAUGUUGGGCUUGCUCCCAAUAUGCCAUAUUUUCGUUCAACCGUUGGCCGGCAAACCCCGGCAAUUACUUACUUGCACCUGUAUGAAUGUGACCAAUUUUCGAUCGGAAUCUUCUGUUUGCCGCCAUCAGGUGUCCUUCCUCUCCAUAAUCACCCAGGAAUGACGGUUUUCAGUAAGCUUCUGUUUGGGACGCUGCACAAAAAGUCUUAUGAUUGGGUGGCUGAUGCCCCUUGUGCAUCAGCUAUUAUGAAUUCUGAAGGAAAGCAUCCUGAUGUCCAGUUGGCUAAGAUGAAGGUCGACUCUGACUUCACUGCUCCUUGCGACACGUCAAUCCUUUAUCCUUCUGAUGGGGGCAACCUUCAUUGCUUCACUGCAGUGACACAGUGCGCAUUGCUUGAUGUUCUUGGCCCUCCAUACUCCACUCCAGAUGGGCGCCACUGCAUGUACUAUUACGACUUCCCUUACACCCAUUUCUCAGUUGACGGCCUCUCAGUGCCGGAAGAGGAGAGGGAACGCUAUGCGUGGCUUCAAGAGAGGGAGAAACCUGAGGAUUUAGCUGUAGUUGGAGCACUGUACAGAGGACCACAAAUUGUUGACAAAUGAGCUCUACCAUAACCAUCUCCGCCAUCCUCACCAUACCAUGCUUUUGGCGGCGCGCGAUACAGUGGAAGCUUUUCUUUUUUUGUUUCAUGUUUAUGUUCACUCGUUCUUUCUUUCUUUCUUUCUUUGGGAACACAGGCAUUUGGCGCCUUUAUAUAUAUAGUUUGUGUGUCUGUACAUAGGAGGAAAUAGAACCAAAGUGUUCUAGGAACAUUGAAAAGGGGGGCUUCAAUAGUUGAAUGAGAAAGUGCUACAAAGUGCACCUUUUUUGGUCACAUUCUCAUCUACACUGUCUUCUGGGUUGGAAUUUGGGGACAAGAUGAAAUGGGAAAUGACGUCUUAUUCCAA